AUGCCGACCACCCAAACUUCCUCUCACAUCCACUGCCCUUUUGCCGACUGUGUAUCUCCGACACCUCCUUUCCCCGGAUUUAACACUACGGAGUACAGCCUCCACAGUUCGCUUAUCAUGCGAUGGGACUCGUCGCGCUGGUCAACCAAUCCCUAUUAUGCCCUGGUGAUUACGGUCAUAGCUUGUGGUGGAAUUCCCAAGGGUUACGAUGAGGGUGGCUAUAGCGCCAGCGUGUCUCUCCCCGCAUUUAAGGCGGACUACAACCUCGACCCGUCACAUUGGGAGAACAACGCCACAGGGCUAGCCAAUCGGAAGGCAAACAUCACGUCCUUCAACGUGCUGGGGGCUGCGAUCGGGGCUCUGCUUGUGCUUGAUCUCAAUGACAGACUAGGGCGCUUGCGGGCAUGGCGCCUCGGGUGUAUCGUGUGGGCAAUGGGCACUCUGAUCCAAAUAUUCGCCUCCGGCAUCUACGGGCUACUACUCUUUAGUCGGAUAUGGGGAGGACUGGGGGCUGGCGCUCUCACCGUCACAGCACCCCUGUACCUUAGUGAGAUAGCCCCGGCAAAAACACGAGGUCUGGUGGUAGGGUUGUACAUGGUCCUAUUACUGGCCUUCUUGACAACAGGGUUCUUUGUCAAUUACGGCGCCAGAACUCACAUGGCGGUCGACCGUACCCAAUACCGCCUAGUCCAGGCUGUCCCGUUAAUCCCAACGGGGAUCGCGUUCAUCCUGUCGUACUUUUGUCCGGAAACCCCCCGAUACCUUGUCUCAAAGAAGCACCACAGCGAAGGGCUGAACGCGCUAGCGCGCUUGCGCGGAAAGCCUCACAACGACCCAGAUGUCGUGACCGAGUUCGAGGCUAUCGACGCGCAGGUGCGCGAGCGCUCGGCGGACCUUGAGUCCGUGUCGCAUUGGGCUAUGUUCAAGGAGACUCAAACGAACCCCAAUUACCGACAGCGCUUUUGGCUUAUCAUGGUCAUGCAAACUAUCGGUCAAUGGACUGGUGGGAAUGGUAUCACAUACUAUGUGACGAGCAUUUUCCAGUACGCUGGCCUCACAGGCGAUGCAGAAUCCCUCGUCGGCUCUGGCGCCUACGGAGUCGUGAAACUUGUCUUCACCAUGGCCUUCACGUGGGGAUUAAUUGACUUAUUUGGCCGACGACGCUGUACCAUCACCGGCCUUGCCCUCCAACUAGCAGCACACAUCUACAUGGGCAUUUACAUGGGUCUGCAGCCCGGCUCAGCUGAUAACCACAACGCAUCAAACGCAGCCGUCGCCUCAGUCUUCAUCUAUGCCACCGGCUGGUCCAUCGGUCUGUGCACAGUCCCCUAUCUAUACGGCACAGAAAUCUUCCCCACGCGCAUCCGAAAUGUCAGUUAUGCCAGUAGUAUGUCGCUACAUUGGUUCUUCCAGUUUGCCGUUGUGCGCGUUACGCCGAACAUGUUCGUUUCCUUGCAUGUUUGGGGCGCUUAUCUCUUCUGGGCACUGAUCUGUUUCUUCGGACUGAUUAUCCUUGGUGUUUGGAUGCCAGAGACUAAGGGUGUGCCUAUUGAACAGAUGGGUGAUCUGUUUGAUGGGCCGUGGUACUUGCGUUGGAACGCAAAGCCCAAAGGCCGUGUGGAUGUCUCGCCUUCGGCGGAAGAUACGGUUUCCUCUACGGAUGAUCGUGCGCACAAAGCUCAUGAUUAG
Molecule: messenger RNA, 1689 nt
Organism: Penicillium salamii
Lineage: Eukaryota; Fungi; Ascomycota; Eurotiomycetes; Eurotiales; Aspergillaceae
Source: the annotation of a GenBank genome assembly